This is a messenger RNA of Plectropomus leopardus (leopard coralgrouper), 344 nucleotides long. The record is from RefSeq and is a predicted model, not a curated record. Lineage: Eukaryota; Metazoa; Chordata; Actinopteri; Perciformes; Serranidae.
UGGCGUGGCGAAGGCCUGGUCGUGGGCUCACUUCGGUCAGGGUUCAGGCCCGAUCCUGCUCGAUGCUGUGAAGUGCACGGGAAACGAGCUCUUCUUGGAGCAGUGUCCCCAUGGCGACUGGGAGCAGCACAACUGUGACCACAUGGAGGAUGCUGGGGUCUCCUGCAGCCCUUAUACAGACGGUGUGGUGCGUCUGGUUGGAGGAGACAGUCCCUGGGAGGGUCGGGUUGAAGUUUUCCACAACGGCGACUGGGGGACGGUGUGUGACGACCACUGGACCCAGCAUCAUGCAGAGGUGGUGUGCAGACAGCUGGGCUACAGGUAUGGAAACAGCCUUGAGAGAU